AUGAAAAAACGAAAGAAGACGAUCUACAUAAGUGAUGAGGUUGUGCUUGCGUUUAUCGAUUGUGUUUUUCGGCAUGAGGCGGUCUGGAACCGGCAACAUCCAGAGUACAAAAAUAUUCAUCAUAGAAAUGAUGAGUGGAACGACAUCGCAGCAGAAAUGGACCAACCAAUCGAUGAACUUAAAGAGAAGUGGGCAUCGCUCCAAUCCAUUUACCGGAAGUACCGCUCAAAAUUGAACCGGAGCAUGGUAACUGGAUCUGGAGCUGAUGAAAUUGAUCACCCACGGUGGUUCGCUUUUGCUGCGAUGUCGUUCUUAGACGCAACGACUGAUUGUGGAAAUACCGUUAACACCCUUUCUCAUUUGGAAAUAGAGGUGUUGGACGAGGCCCUCACACCUUCUCCAGGACCGUCGUGUGUGCCGUCACCGCAGCCUGGACCGUCGCGUGUGCCAUCUCCGCGACCUGGACUAUCGCGAGUGCCGUCUCCGCGACCUCAACCAUCGCGAAUGCCGUCUCCGCGAUCAGGACCGUCGCGUGUGCCAUCACCUCGACCUGGACCCUCGCGUGUGCCGUCACCGCAACGUGGACGGUCACAUUAUGCCACACCGCCUCGUCCAUCUACUCCGCCAAAUGUAGCGUCAAGGCGGUUUAAAAAGCGUUAG
Messenger RNA from Anopheles arabiensis, 660 nucleotides. Its product is annotated as probable pathogenesis-related protein ARB_02861. The transcript has 4 exons. Gene Ontology annotation, cellular component: nucleus; transcription regulator complex. Gene Ontology annotation, biological process: regulation of transcription by RNA polymerase II. Bases 1 to 660 code for a protein of 219 amino acids. NCBI's taxonomy places the organism in Eukaryota, Metazoa, Arthropoda, Insecta, Diptera, Culicidae. The record is from RefSeq and is a predicted model, not a curated record.